AUUCCAUGUCUAAUAAGACCAAUAGAACCUUAUUUCAAGUGCUCAACAAUUGCCGCACACUUUCAGGCCAGAGAUUAUUGGCUCAACUCAUUCGACAGCCUUUGACUGAUAUUAACAAAAUCGAGGAGAGACUCGAUAUCAUUGAAUAUUUUGUUAAAAAUUACGACAUUCGUCAAGACUUGAGCGAAAUAUAUCUGAAGAAAGUGCCCGAUUUGUCCCGCAUUUACAAGAAACUGCACUCCAAAAGGGCUACACUUCAAGACUGUUAUCGCAUUUAUUUAAUGACUAAAAUAUUACCCAAUUUUGAAAAUUGUUUGAUUCGAGACGAGAGCGACGAAUGUCUGGCAAUGAAGCAAAACUUUUCGGACAAACUGCGAGUCAUUUGCGCUGAACUGUCGAAGUUGUCGAAAGCACUGGAGGGUGUCAUCGAUGAGGAGCGCAUUGAAUCCAACGGCGAGUUUUGGAUUAAAGCCGAUUACGACGACGACCUCAAAGAGCUUCGCAAACGACUCGAUCGCUUCGAAGAGGAAGCAAAUGCUGUUUAUAAGGCUGUCGACAGAGAGAUCACUAAAGAGCAGAAAGAGGACAAAUCU
Medioppia subpectinata is the source of this 593-nucleotide messenger RNA. Lineage: Eukaryota; Metazoa; Arthropoda; Arachnida; Sarcoptiformes; Oppiidae. The record is from the annotation of a GenBank genome assembly.